CAACAUGUCCAGUCCAGGAGGCCAGAAGCGCAGUGCUAAUCAUUUGACUACCUCUCCCGUCGAUGCGAAGAAGCCCAAGAAGGGUAGUAUUACUUCCUUUUUCGGUCCUCCCAAGGCUAAAACUGUUGAACCUAAAUCAACAUCAUCUCGCUCGUCCAGCUUUAAUAAACAAGGAUGGGUAACGUCGUUGACCUCGGAACAAAGGGAGCUCCUGCAGCUUGAGAUCGACACAUUGGAUGAAAGUUGGCUGGCUCAGCUGAAAGAGGAAUUGGUGGCACCCGAGUUUCUAGCGUUGAAACGUUUCCUCCAAAAGGAAAAGCAGUCGGGGGUCAAAAUAUUCCCCCCGGAGAACGAGAUAUACUCUUGGUCUCGACAUACACCCCUUCACAAGGUGAAGGUAGUGAUUGUCGGACAAGAUCCCUAUCACAAUCAUAACCAGGCUCAUGGCUUAGCAUUCUCAGUCCGACCUCCGACUCCAGCCCCUCCCUCUCUAGUCAACAUCUACACAGGUAUCAAAAAUGACUAUCCCUCCUUUCAACGACCACCUAACAAAGGAGGGCUUCUGACACCAUGGGCUGAGCGUGGAGUAUUGCUUCUUAAUACUUGUCUAACAGUUCGUGCACAUCAAGCUGCUAGUCAUUCAAACAAAGGAUGGGAACGUUUUACACAGAAAGUAAUUGACAUUGUAGCCAGAGUGCGAUCUCACGGAGUUGUCUUUCUUGCAUGGGGUACACCGGCGGGGAAGCGUGUGGCAGGUAUUAACCGACAGAAGCAUUCUGUACUUCAAUCAGUUCAUCCUAGCCCACUCAGUGCAUCCAGGGGCUUUUUCACCAAUGGACAUUUUAAAAAGUGCAACGAGUGGCUGGCUGAACGUUACGGUCCAGACGAGGUCAUUGAUUGGAGCCUGACUUCAGGAACAAAGACUACCAGCCCCCUCGGCACUAUUCAAAGUCCUUCAGCCUCUGUUGACAAACUAGCAUACUCUGGGGCAAAGCGAUCUAAAUCACAAGCCGCAGAGUUGGCUGACGUGGUCACACAGCCCUUGGAGCUCCAGGAUACAGAUGAGUUUGAUGAUGAUACCGAUGCUCUCGAAGCUCUAGCAGCCACAGAGACAGCAAGCUAAAUAUGCGGUCUAACUCGAACCAUGCCAGCUUUGGCGUUUUUGUUCUGCCUAUUGGGAAUAUGGUACAAUUUAAGUGAGGUCAUAAUCAACGCUCUUCGGCAUCGCUUGGGGUUGUUAUGAAUGAAUGUAUGUUGUUAGGUCUCGACAUCCUAGAUUCAAAAUUUGCACCUUCAAGGCUCUCCCUUUCUUUCUCUUUGGCGUGCUAUAUAG
Molecule: messenger RNA, 1333 nt
Organism: Aspergillus nomiae NRRL 13137
Lineage: Eukaryota; Fungi; Ascomycota; Eurotiomycetes; Eurotiales; Aspergillaceae
Product: uracil-DNA glycosylase
Exons: 3
Coding region: 5-1123 (372 amino acids)
Biological process (GO): base-excision repair, AP site formation via deaminated base removal; base-excision repair
Cellular component (GO): nucleus; mitochondrion
Molecular function (GO): uracil DNA N-glycosylase activity
Source: RefSeq, a predicted model, not a curated record